This is a messenger RNA of Cyphellophora europaea CBS 101466, 4698 nucleotides long. RefSeq lists its product as uncharacterized. NCBI's taxonomy places the organism in Eukaryota, Fungi, Ascomycota, Eurotiomycetes, Chaetothyriales, Cyphellophoraceae. Gene Ontology annotation, biological process: protein transport. The record is from RefSeq and is a predicted model, not a curated record. The coding region runs from base 1 to 4698 and encodes 1565 amino acids. The transcript has 2 exons.
AUGGCUGUGACAGAGAAUGGCAGGCCGAUAGAGAACGUCAAGGAUAGGCCUAAUGGCCACCCCAUAGGCGGUACAGUCUCGAUCACGAAGAAGCCCGUUGUACCCAGAAAGAGCUGGGCUUCAUGGACCUUAAACAAUGUUGCCAGAUUGACCAUCUGGUAUGCUAUCCUCACUGUCCUCUUCCGCUGUCCCUCUGAUCCGGCCCUGCUUGCCGAUGCCUCGCCCCAAAUAUGCAAACCCUACCUCUCAGCUCGGGACUACGCGCAGCCCUACGUGCAGCCAUACUACGAUACUUAUGCUGGCCCCUACGUCGAGAGAGCCAGACCGUAUGCCGAGCAAGUCAACAAUAAAGCAAUCGGUCCGGCGACCACUAUAGUCAAGCGAAACUACGAGAAAUUCGCCGCUCCCCAAAUCGGCAAAGCCAAAACUUAUGUCCUUGCGCAAUGGGAGAAGUCGGCUGUCCCACAAAUCCAGCUGGCCCAGGUCCAGGCUGCCAAGUUAUACGAGUCCAACAUCGCUCCUCACGUCCAAAAGGCUUCUGAAGCUGCCGGCCCGUACUACAGUCAAGCAGUGAAUACAGCAGAAUCUGUCCACAAGGACCGCAUCGUACCUGCUCUAGACUACUCCAGACCAUUUGUGCAGCGAGCCUAUGCCAAUGGUCGGGAUUUUGUGCUCAACACUGCCUACCCACUCUCACGACAUGCUUGGUCAAACACCGUCAUUUUCAUCGACGGUACUCUCUGGCCUUUCCUCAAAGGAUUGUACAGCGAUAAUGUCCGUCCACAGCUCGUCAUGAUCAGUGAGCGCAUUGCUAAAUACCAAGAGAGCCGGAAGCUUCAUGCUGCCAUGGAAGAAGUCGAAUCGUCUCCUGCUGUCACUUCUGUUGCGGCCACCGCCGAUUCUGCCUCCCCAUCUGCAUCUACUGGUUCCACGGAUGCUGAUUUCGAUAAAAUCUUCGAGGAGGAAGAAGAAGAUACAACUACAGUUCCGGAGGCGAAAGGCUCCGCCACAGCACCGAAGCCUAAGCCCAUGGCUACGCGUGCAACGGAUGAGUCCGUCGCUCAGGACCUACGUACUUGGCAAGACAAAUUUGCUGCUGCAGCAGAUAAGGGCGCGGACGAUCUGCGUGAGCGGUCGAGCAGCAUUGCUACGGAGCUUUACAAGAGUGACAUCGAGGACCUUGGGCGAGGCCUCGAGACUGCCCUGCGAAAGACCAUUGAGAAUGAGCUGGACAAUGUCAAAGUCAAGAUUACCACAGUUGUCUCAAGCCUACCAGAAGACGCAGACUCAGAAGCUGAAAAGCACGCGGCAGAGGAUAUUGUCAAGGUCAUUCGCUCCUCCGGUCUAGAAAUCAAGGACAAGGCUAAAAAGGUGCGUGAUUGGGCUCAGAAAUUCGAGGUGAACAUCAACCACCGCCUCAGCACUGCGGCCUCUUCUACUCUCGAUGUGCUCGACGGCAUCCGAGAUCUUGGCCUUCAGGAGGUCGGAAUGCGCUGGGCUUGGAUGGACGGGAUCACCUACAAGCACUGGGCAAAGUAUCACGAGCUUAAGCAGCUCUUCAAGGAGUGGCGAACCGAACUCAGCGAUGUGGCCAUGAAUCAUCCUGAUGCCGUUGACGCAAGAAGAACCGCCACUCAACUUCUAGAGGAAAGCAUGGCCCUGACCGAAGACGCCGCCAAGGAACUCAUCAAGCUGAAGGAGGUGGCGAAAUGGAAGAUCCGUGCCCGCGACUCGACUGACGACUUUGAGCCACGCGCGAUGCCAGCUGCUGCUGUGUCCGCCGCUUCCAGUAUCGUGUCGGACUUCUCUGCUGGUGGCGCUGACUUUUUCGCUGACGGAGAGUCUAGCGUUGCCUCAGCUGCAUCCGACGCAACUGAAGCUGCCGACGAUGUUCUGUCUUCUGCAUCUUCCAUUGUUCUCGGUUCUAGCACAGGAUCGGUGGAAUCCUUCGCGUCCGAAGCAAGCGAUUCGGCAGGAGAUCUGGCAUCGAGCGCUUCAUCGGCCAUUCUGGGCACAAGCACUGAUAUCGUGUCUGGAGCAAGCAGUGCCGCGCAAGAUAUCUUGGAUGACGUCUCCAAAACGAUUCUGGAGUCGACUACAACUACUGAAACUCUCAGCUUGGGACUGGCAUCUGAUGCCGUAAGCGACGCCGCAGCCGAUCUGUCGUCGUCGGCCGGGGAGGGUGUCGAAAGUGCCUCGUCUGCGAUUCUCGGCUCGACCGGCGUUGUGGACAAUGCUGCGUCCAGUGCCUCCUCCGUUGUGCUGGGCAGUACCGGCGCCGGCGAACAAAUUCUCUCCUCCGCCUCCAGUGUGGGAGAUGAGAUUUCGGAGUCUGUCGCCGAGGCCGUCCACGAAGCAACGGCUGCUGAACCCAUAUCUUCGGCUUCUUCGGUGCUCGACGAUACCGUCGAAGACACUACUGACUCUGCAAGCUCUGUUGCAUCCCAAGCUUCCUCCAAGGUUUGGGGUGGUGCCAUGGCUCAGGAGGUCAAAGGUCAAAUUCCUGUCCUCGAUGAUUUUUUCGAUGAGAGCGAAGAUGAUUCCUUCUCUGAGCGGGCUCAGAGCAUCUUCAAUGAUGCCGGCGGUAAAUAUGCCGAGGUAACCAGAGCUGUCAGCGAGGCUCUGUAUGGCACGCCGCAAGGCACAGUCGACAGCGUCACUUCUGUGGCUGGAGAAAAGUACUCCAGUGCUCUUCUUGCAGCAUCCAAGGCUUUAUACGGUGAGCCUCAAGGCACUGCUGAAAGUGUGGCUAGCAUUGCUACGGACAAGUAUAAUGAGGCAGUCGCGGCAGCAAAGGCGGCUGUCUAUGGUACACCAACUCCGGCCCUGGAAUCAGCAUUGGAGUCUAUGAAGGCACGCGCCAGCUCUGCUUACUCGGACGCAGUAUCGCAGGCAAAGGAACGCUACGAUGAAGGAAUGGCGAUUGCUUCUGACCAGAUCGUGGGUACUACUAAACCAGUCCAUGAGAAGAUGUUCUCCGCCAUUCAAUCUGCCUGGGAUGGGUCGCAAGCGGACGCAUCAUCCCGUCUGGAUGCUGCUUUAUCGGGUGCGUCAUCUCAGUAUUCGGCACUGAGUAGCCAGAUGGCUCAAACGCAAGGACCUCUCGCUUCGAUUUCUUCCGUCGCAUCCUCGAGACUUCAAGAUGCUUUGAGUGCCGCAUCGGACCAGUAUUCAAGUGCUAAAACGGCCGUUGGUGCCACACCUACGCCUGUACACCAGCAGUAUUUGAAUUCGGCACGUCGAAGCUACUACGAAGCAGUUGGUUAUGCACACGAGCAAUACUCCGACUUUCUGAAUGAAGCAUCCGUUGCAGUAUACGGUACGCCUACACCAGCUAUCAACAGCUUCGCAAGUGCCGCUUCCGAGGCUGUCUAUGGCACACCUGCGCCUGCAUACCAGCAAGCUCUCGACGCCGCGUCAUCCUCCUAUGCUGCUGCCACCUCGGCGGCUGCGGCUAAUAUGGCAUCGCUUCUGGGUGCCGCGUCCUCAGCCGUCGGUGCCACAACAAAGUCCCCGGCUCAGAGUGUUCUAGACGAGAUCAAUUCCCAAUAUGAUGUCGCUAUUUCAGCAGCCUCUGCGUCGUUGUCGGAGGCCAGCUACGCUGCCAGUACGGCUAUUUACGGUGCUCCUAGUGGUUCCGUUGAAUCCGUUUCCAAAGUUGCGGCAGAGAACUGGGCCGCUCUUGUCUCCAGGGCCAGCGAGCAGAUAUAUGCGACGCCCAAGCCCUUCUACGAAGAGUGGGCUUCGUCCGCCGAUGACUACUAUCAAGAUGCGCUAUCGCAGGCUGGUGGUGCAUAUGAGAAUGCUGCCUCUCAGGCUGGAGAUUACGGUGCGCAAAUCACCGGCGUCGCCAGCGAUCAAUACGCUGCGGUGCAGGCUUAUGUGUCGGAGCUCAUCCACGGUCGGGAGCCUGACUUUACCGAAUCUGUCAUGAACCGCCUUCAAUCCGUCUACUACACAGGACUGGCCGUGAUUCCGUCGCAAGCCUCAAGCUUUGCAAGCGAAGCCUAUGAUUCGGCGUCAUCGGUUGCGUCGUCCGUAUCUUCGGUGGCUUCGGAGUACUUCAGUCCUCCUCCAGAGUACACUGCUGCGUUGGACUCAUUUCAAGCACAGGUUGACUCUGUAGUCGCCGCAGCAAGCGUGCAGAUUUAUGGUACCAGCAAGGGCACCCUGGAGCAAGCUUCUGAAGCCGUUGCUGACUCGUACAAAUCGGCGAGCUCUGUCGCCAGUGAGGCCAUUUACGGUACGGAGGCUGGUUAUGCCGAGCAAGCAAGCAGUGCUGUCGGCGAUGCUGCAAGCAGUGCUCAGGAAGCUAUCUCAAUUGCCAUCUUUGGAACACCAACCGGUUCUGUUGAGAGUGUCACGAAUGCUGCUGCCGAGCAGUUUACAUCGGCCACUCAAGUCGUGGGUGAGAACAUUGAAGCUGCUCAGUCUGUGGUCGGCUCCGCGGCUCAAGACGUUGGGGCCAAAGUGAGCGAACUGUUAUAUGGACCCGAACAAGGAGCAAUUGAAAGCGCCCAGUCCCGAAUCUCCGAAGCCGUCGAAAGCGCUAGGAGUGCUGUUGCAUCGAUGGCCAGUGACGCGGCCGAAGGAGGUUCCGGGGUCGUGGACGCUAUCUCGAGCACCUUUGACGAGGCUGCCAGUGUCGUGAGCAGCACCAUCAGCGCCGCCACCGGCGCCAUCAAGGACGAAUUGUGA